UGAUGAAAUACUAAAAUAAAUCGCGGGUUAAUUAUUUAUGAAAGCUUUUGAAAUUCCGGGCUAAUUUACAUACAUAAUCAUGCAGGCCAAUAAGCUGCCCCCCAAUCCGCGCGAGUCGGCAGGUAUUUUAUCCUCGCUAAUGUUCUGCUAUGCCCUGCCCAUUCUGUUCAAGGGUCGCAAGCAGACGCUCCAACCGACGGAUCUCUACAAGACGCUAGAUGAGCACGGAGCUGAGAGCCUGGGCGAUGAGUUCUUCCGGGAGUGGGAGAACGAGGUGGCCCGUUGCCGGCAGAAGGGUCCCUCCGGCAGGGAACCCAGUGUCCUGCGAGUCAUCGGACGCGUCUUUGGCUGGCAGCUCAUCGUAUCCGGCAUAGCGAUUGCCGCCUUGGAACUGGGAACUAGAGCCACCGUUCCGCUACUUUUGGCCGGACUCAUAUCGGAGUUCAGUGAGCAUGGAAACGGUAGUAGCUACCACGCCCAGAUCUAUGCCGUAGUCCUGAUAGCCUGCAUCCUGGCCAGCGUUCUCCUCACGCACCCCUAUAUGAUGGGCAUGAUGCACUUGGCCAUGAAAAUGCGGGUAGCAGUGAGCAGUGCUAUCUAUAGAAAAGCUCUGCGCCUUAGCCGCACUUCGCUGGGGGAUACCACAACCGGCCAGGUGGUGAACCUUCUCUCCAACGACCUCAACCGCUUCGAUCGUUGCCUCAUCCACUUCCAUUUCCUGUGGCUGGGACCUCUGGAGCUGCUGAUCGCCGCCUACUUUCUGUACCAGCAGAUCGGACUGGCCUCCUUUUACGGGAUCAGCAUCUUGAUACUCUAUCUGCCGCUGCAAACCUACCUGAGUCGAGUCACCUCCAAGCUGCGCCUGCAGACCGCCCUGCGAACGGACCAGCGGGUGCGCAUGAUGAACGAGAUCAUUUCGGGCAUUCAAGUUAUUAAGAUGUACACUUGGGAGCGGCCAUUUGGCAAACUAAUCGAGCAGCUAAGGCGCAGCGAAAUGAGCUCCAUUCGCCAGAUGAACCUGUUGCGCGGCGUCUUGCUCUCCUUCGAAAUCACCCUUGGUCGCAUAGCCAUCUUUGUGAGCCUCCUGGCUUUCGUUUUGGGAGGCGGUGAGCUGACGGCGGAACGUGCCUUCUGUGUCACCGCUUUCUACAACAUCCUGCGGCGCACGGUGAGCAAGUUCUUUCCGAGCGGCAUGUCUCAGUUUGCGGAACUAUUGGUGUCUAUGCGUCGAAUCAAAGCAUUUAUGAUGCGUGAGGAAUCGAAUAUAGUUGAUAUGUCGGAGCAAAGGGAAGAGAAGCCCGAGGAGGAGCAACGUUUGCUGGGAGGUGUGGAAAAGAAGGCUUAUCCCGUUGAAAAUGGAAAAGUACCCGAUGUCCUAGUGGACAUCAGAGACUUGAGAGCGCGCUGGAGCCAGGAGCACCAUGACCCCGUGCUGGACAACGUCAAUAUGUCGCUGCAGGGAGCUCAACUGGUGGCCGUGAUCGGACCCGUGGGAUCGGGAAAAUCCAGCCUUGUUCAGGCUAUCCUAGGAGAACUGCCGCCCGAGUCGGGAUACGUUAAAGUGUCGGGCCGAUACUCCUACGCCUCUCAGGAGCCAUGGCUCUUUAAUGCCUCUGUGCGCGACAACAUCCUCUUCGGCUUGCCAAUGGACAAGCAGCGGUAUCGCACCGUCCUGAAGCGAUGCGCCCUGGAGCGCGACUUGGAGUUGCUGCACGGUGAUGGAACCAUCGUCGGUGAGCGCGGAGCUUCGCUGUCCGGCGGUCAAAGGGCGAGGAUCUGUUUGGCCAGAGCUGUUUACCGCAAGGCGGAUGUCUACCUAUUGGACGAUCCCCUCAGCGCAGUGGACACCCAUGUGGGUAGACAUCUCUUCGACGAAUGCAUGCGCGGCUUUCUGGGCAAAAAGCUAGUGAUACUAGUCACCCAUCAGCUGCAGUUUCUCGAGCACGCCGAUCUCAUUGUGAUCAUGGACAAGGGAAAAGUCUCGGCCUGUGGCAGCUACGAAGAGAUGCUGAUGAGCGGCCAGGACUUUGCCCAGCUUUUGGUGGAGAGCACUCAAAAUGGCGGCGGAGAGGAAGGGGAUGAAAAGUCUCCGGCCUAUUCCCGCCAGAGCAGCACUCUCAGCAACGGCAGUGCUAAGGGAAGCUCCUCUUCCCUGGAAUCCAUGGCGGAGAAGGAGAAACCAAAGCCUAGCGCAGCUCCAGUGCAGGAAUCCCGGAGUGUCGGUCAAAUCGGAUUGGCCAUGUACAAGAAGUACUUUAGCGCCGGCUGUGGGCUCCUGGUCUUCGCCCUGCUGGUCUUCCUGUGUACCGGCACUCAGCUUUUGGCGUCUGGCGGGGAUUACUUCCUUUCGUACUGGGUAAAAAACACCGCGACAUCCUCGUCACAAGAUAUCUACUAUUUCACUGCCAUAAAUGUGGGCCUGGUUAUUUGCGCCCUCCUGCGGACCCUGCUCUUCUUCAACAUAACCAUGCACUCCUCCACCGAGCUGCACAACUCCAUGUUUCGCGGCCUCUCCCGUACGGCUCUGUACUUCUUCAACACAAAUCCCUCCGGCCGGAUCCUCAACCGAUUCGCCAAUGACCUGGGUCAAGUGGAUGAGGCGUUGCCCGCCGUGAUGUUGGAUUGCAUACAGAUCUUCCUCACCCUGACGGGCAUCAUCUGCGUGCUGUGCGUGACCAAUCCGUGGUAUCUGAUCAACACGUUGGCCAUGGUCCUGGCAUUUUACUACUGGCGUGACUUCUAUCUGAGCACUUCGAGGGAUGUAAAGCGCAUGGAGGCGGUGGCUCGGUCGCCAAUGUACUCGCACUUUAGUUCCACCCUCACCGGACUUCCCACCAUCCGGGCGAUGGGCGCCCAACGCCUUCUUAUCGGGCAGUACGACAACUACCAGGAUCUGCAUAGCUCCGGCUACUACACGUUCGUCUCCACCAGUCGUGCCUUCGGCUACUACUUGGAUCUCUUCUGUGUGGCCUAUGUGAUAUCGGUGAUAUUGCACGGCUUCUUCAAUCCCCCUCUGCACAAUGCUGGCCAGAUAGGUCUGGCCAUUACCCAAGCCCUCGGAAUGACCGGGAUGGUUCAGUGGGGCAUGCGACAAUCCGCCGAGCUGGAGAACUCAAUGACCUCGGUGGAGCGAGUGCUCGAGUACAAGGACCUGGAGUCCGAGGGAGAUUUCACCUCGCCGGCAGACAAACAACCGCCAAAAAGUUGGCCUGCAGAGGGUGAGCUGGUGACGAAGGAUUUGAGCCUGCGAUAUGUGCCUGAUCCCAAAGCGGAUUGCGUGCUUAAGGGCCUGAACUUCAGGAUUAAACCCAGGGAAAAAGUGGGAAUUGUGGGACGUACAGGUGCGGGCAAAUCCUCGCUGAUUAACGCACUCUUCCGACUUUCUUACAACGAGGGAGCGAUAGUUAUUGACAAGCGGGACACCAACGAUAUGGGUCUGCACGAUUUACGCAGUAAGAUCUCGAUUAUACCACAGGAACCCGUUUUGUUCUCUGGCACAAUGCGCUACAACUUGGAUCCCUUUGAGCAAUAUCCGGAUGAAAAGCUCUGGAAGGCUUUGGAGGAUGUUCACCUGAAGGAGGAAAUUUCCGAGUUGCCCACGGGUCUGCAGAGCAGCAUUUCCGAGGGAGGAACCAAUUUCAGCGUGGGCCAGCGGCAGUUGGUAUGCUUGGCAAGAGCCAUUCUGCGCGAGAAUAAAAUCCUCGUGAUGGACGAGGCUACGGCAAAUGUUGAUCCCCAGACGGACGCCUUAAUCCAAACGACCAUUCGAAACAAAUUCAAAGACUGCACGGUACUUACGAUAGCCCAUCGUUUGAACACCAUCAUGGACUCGGACAAGGUACUGGUUUUGGACGCUGGUAGGGUCGUCGAAUUUGGUUCGCCUUACGAGCUGUUAACGGAGUCAGAAGCCAAAGUUUUCCAUGGCAUGGUGAUGCAGACGGGGAAGGCCAGUUUCGAUCAUCUCCUGAAAGUUGCCGAAAAUGCCAAGGAAAACCAUAUAUAA
Molecule: messenger RNA, 4003 nt
Organism: Drosophila takahashii
Lineage: Eukaryota; Metazoa; Arthropoda; Insecta; Diptera; Drosophilidae
Product: probable multidrug resistance-associated protein lethal(2)03659
Biological process (GO): transmembrane transport
Cellular component (GO): membrane
Molecular function (GO): ATP binding; ABC-type transporter activity; ATP hydrolysis activity
Source: RefSeq, a predicted model, not a curated record